AAGCGGCGAGGGAGGUCGGGAAACGGAUCGCAACGCCGCGAGGUGGCGACAGAACGACGCAGGUAUUUUCUUCUCCGUGGCGAGUGUUAAGACUUUUUUGUGUCGGUGUAGAGCGCUGUGCCGGGGGGGACUCGGUUAGUAGCAAGAACAAGAAGCAAUAUUCUGCGGUUAUCCUUGGCGAUUCGUCACGGUCAAGCAAGCUAAACCAGGCGCCCCUACAGCCGAAGUGGGCAAGAGGCAAACCCGGCGAACGACCCGACUCCUCCCGCCCGCGCACCGCAGCAAGCGAACCGGAGCGAGAACAGCGCAGUGAGCAGCGGCGGCAGCGAUGGCUCUGAAAAGAAUAAAAAAGGAACUCGAGGACCUAAAGCGCGACCCGCCGGCGCAGUGUUCGGCCGGGCCCGUCAACGACGACCUGUUUCACUGGCAGGCCACGAUCAUGGGACCGCCGGACAGUCCGUACCAGGGCGGCGUUUUCUUUCUGACCAUACACUUCCCGACGGACUACCCGUUCAAACCGCCCAAGGUAGCGUUCACCACGCGAAUCUAUCAUCCCAACAUCAACAGCAACGGCAGCAUCUGCCUCGACAUACUACGCUCUCAGUGGUCCCCGGCGCUGACCAUCUCCAAAGUGCUGCUGUCGAUUUGCUCGCUACUCUGCGACCCGAACCCGGACGACCCGCUGGUCCCCGAGAUCGCACGCUCCUACAAGACCGAUCGGGAAAAGUAUAAUGAACUGGCCCGGGAGUGGACACGGAAAUAUGCCAUGUGACCCGCCGAUCACACGCCUGCUGGCCUUGCUGCUCUGACUUUGUACAAACCCAACGCAGCGGCUGCGGGAAGGCGAGUGCUUAUUGAGAGCCGAGAAAAAGCCGGAUAGAAGGGCAGCAGUACCGCAGUGGCUUUGUACGAAGCGUGGCCGAGGCAAGAUCUACACAGAAAGAAGAAGAAAAAAAAAAGUGGCGAAAAAAAAUCGCGGGGCAGAAAACGAGACGCGCUGCCGACGCUGUUAGGCCUAACUCAAAUUUAGCACUCCCCUUCUUCAGCUGCUCGUAAUAUUAUUUUUCUUCUCUCUCUCAUCUCUGCCCCUCACUCUCUUUGUCGGGUCGUCACACUGUUAGAAAAAAGGAGGAACGUCGUCUAAGCCAAAACGGCCCCGUAGAAGUCGAAAAGCCCAUCCUUUUACCUUCAUUUUUUGUUCCUCCCUAAGCCCCUCGGCUUUCCAGACGCGCUCUUUCUCUGUCAUCAAACUGCGACGAAAAAUCCCAUCUUCAGUGUUUCUUUUGUUUUCCGGGGCUUUGUUUAUUUUAACUCGGAAUGCGCGGCGUUAUGCUUGCUUGACCUCCGAAAGAAUCGGUGAAUUGACCGGGUUUUAAAAGCACAUUGGAUUCACGAUGCCCCAACAAAUUGUCGUUAAAUCAGUGACCCGCCUAUUCUGUUCCCUACGCCCCGGUACUUUGUACGCGAGUUUUAUUUCCCAGUGUUUUUUUUUUUUUCUAGGAACCUGAGUGUGUGUUUCUCAAAAAGACACAUUAUGUUCUCUUAGGACAUUGUAUUUUCUUGCUCAUUUUGAUGUGUGUGCAUGCACUUGUCACUGCCCGGCAUUUCGGACAUGUUGCCUGUUGUUUGAAAUUGUUGCUUUGUCUAUAGAAGUGAUACCGAGCCCUGAGUCCAACCGACAUCACCAGCGAGUGCGACGGUGACAGUGCUUUUUUUUUCCCUUCUUUUUCUCGUAAAAAAGAAAAGGGCUGUCAAGAUUGAGGCAGCAUGUCACCGCCCUCUCCGUGGCUUUGUCGUCGCAUCUUUGCUUGUCAGACAUGUAAACUUCUCUUGGAGCGCCCCAGCCAUACUCUUCCCGGUUUCUGCUGCCGCUCUACAACCCUGAAACCAACCCGUCCCAUUUCCCAUGCACCAUAAGCAGAACCAUCGAUUCGGCAAUGCUUGUUUUACUUCCUUUCCUCUCUGGCUGCGUCUUCGAGGCAGUCCUAAACCUGUUCGCUUGUCUGUUUUUUUCAAUUACUUACAUAAGUGCUGGAUUAUUAAAGUAUUUUGUGUGUGAGGUACAA
Messenger RNA from Rhipicephalus microplus (southern cattle tick), 2066 nucleotides. RefSeq names its product ubiquitin-conjugating enzyme E2-17 kDa-like. The record is from RefSeq and is a predicted model, not a curated record. NCBI's taxonomy places the organism in Eukaryota, Metazoa, Arthropoda, Arachnida, Ixodida, Ixodidae.